Molecule: messenger RNA, 621 nt
Organism: Penicillium macrosclerotiorum
Lineage: Eukaryota; Fungi; Ascomycota; Eurotiomycetes; Eurotiales; Aspergillaceae
Product: mannoprotein
Exons: 2
Coding region: 1-621 (206 amino acids)
Source: RefSeq, a predicted model, not a curated record
AUGCGCUUUUUGAAUUCAAUCUUGCUGGCGGUCUACCUAGGAGCUUCCUUUGUAUUCGCACUAUCUGAACAAGCAACCAGAUUCUACAAGCAGCUUUCGGUGCUUGAAGAAAAGCUUGACAAGAAUCGAAAAGCGAUCGAUCAAUACAAUGGGGGUAUCUUGGCUACUGGUCCACUUGGGACUUCUGCGUAUGAAUUAUGGAGUGCGUUUAGGAUUGGAAAUGUUCAAUUGCGUGAGGCUACUGCCAAUGGCACAGUCUGCCCUCCGGAAGAGCGCGCGGAUGUCAUGGAGGCUAUUUACAAGUUUGGCUUCGAUGGAGUCCAGACAAUGAGGGUUUACAAAAAGAAGCAAUCAGUACUCAGGGACUCUCGAAUGGGCUUCAUUACACCUAUAUUUUUGGAUGCCAUCUUGCGUGAGAUUGAGGAGGCUGAAUCUUACUCACGUUCUGUGCUGGGUAAUGAAUAUGAUGACCAAAUCAGUCGAAGCUAUGGGCUUUUUAAAAAAGAGUGGACUUCUGUUUUUGAUGCAUUCACGGCGAACCUGCAACCCGACUUGGGAUUUGCACAAGAUUACAAGGGAUUUAUGUCGACGAUGCAGCCAAUUCUUGGCAUUCUUUUUUAG